Messenger RNA from Episyrphus balteatus (marmalade hoverfly), 4910 nucleotides. RefSeq lists its product as uncharacterized. Gene Ontology annotation, cellular component: plasma membrane. Gene Ontology annotation, molecular function: GTP binding; GTPase activity; calcium channel regulator activity. Lineage: Eukaryota; Metazoa; Arthropoda; Insecta; Diptera; Syrphidae. The transcript is spliced from 12 exons. The record is from RefSeq and is a predicted model, not a curated record. Bases 1155 to 4217 code for a protein of 1020 amino acids.
CUCUCUUCGCCGUAAAAAAAAACGGAUACCAGGCAAAUUUCAAGGCAAGGAAACAUUUUCACAGGCAUACGAGUCGUGUUCCAUCAUUAUUAAACUUUAGUUCUGCGAAAUCGUUCAAACUUUAUAGAUGCAUUGUUAAAAUUCGGUUGAUGCGUCUGUAAUAUCGGGGCACUUUCCAAAUUUCCUGUUAACCAAAGUUCGCCAGAUUGUUUCCUUGUUUUUUUUUCUUUUGAAUGCUCUUUUUUUUCAAUCAAUCAGAGUGAAAAUGCUUCGGGACAAGGUUAAUAGAUCUCAUUCUCUUGUUUUGUAUUCUAAUUUCACGGUGAAAAAUGUGCACUUUGACAUGGGAAUAAGGGGAUUCACUCCUUAAAGGAAUACCACCUUGAUUUAAAAAAAAAGUGGGUACACACCAUAUGCCAUAAGUGAAUUUGAUUUUUUAAACAACAUUUUCUGCUCCCAGGUGAGGCUGCAGGUCUUCCGUCGCGUUGUCGUUUUUUUUUUUUUUUUGCUACCCCCUCAAGGUCUCGUCGAUAAAAUACGAGUAACAGAGUGUGAUUUGGUGCGUGCAAAAUAUAAUCUGUUGUUGUUGUUGUUGUUGCCAUCAGCCUGUGGGUUCUGUAAUUUCAUCCCCUUCAAAAUAUAUGUGUGUUUUUUUUUUUUUGUUACAAUUAUUACGGUGAUUAAAUAAAUUAAUGUUCUCACAGCCAGCAGGCCUUAAAUGGUGUGAUGGUGAAAAUGAUGGGAUCGUGCAAAUGCCUAGAGCACGCUCCACAUGUAUAAUUAUUCGCUAAUUAAUCAAUUAGUAUUAAAUAAAUAGAGAAGAAAAAAAUUAAUGCUGGGAUGCUCAGAGAAAAUUUUGUGCUGUGUGUGUGUCUAUCUAACCAAGUGGAUAAUUCCUGUGAAUUGUUUGUUUUUUUUUUUUUCCACACAAAAUGUUUACAGUGAAGUGUUAUCCUUCGCAUGUGUAACAGCUUUUUCGGAUUAUUAUUGUUUGCAAUAAAGGAAUACUCAACUCGUAUCCAGACAACUGCACACAUAUACACACUUUUUAAGCUUCAUUUAGAAACAAAAACAAACAAAAUCUGAGUUAAGAAAAAUUCUGAAAGUAUAACGAUUUUGAAGAUAUAACAAGGAUAUUAUAACUGACAUAAGAAAUGGAAACGAAAUUGGAUUCCCGUCAAGGACAAUUCCCGGCGUCUUUUCCAGACACUUUCAAAGACUUUUUUGCAAUGAUGAACGAAGAUGAGGACCAUUUAGAUCUGUUUUCUAAUUUGCUCGAGGAUAAGGUGAUACCGCGAACAAAUAAAUUCAAUCAACGGCGUUGUGGUGGGAGCCUUCGGUGCACAAACAACAGCAGCCACAGUGCAGGACUUGGAGGUGGUGGCAGCCUCAACGUAGGCCGGUCAAAUUCUUUUCGUGUGAAUAGACCCAAUAACAGUGUUUCGACCAAUAGCAAUUUUUGUAAACACGUUAGAUACUGCUGCCUGCAUCAGCAAAAGCAGCACUAUUCACAGAAUUUUCUCGACUACAGCCAUGGCCAUGUGUGCCGCAGAGCAGCAGGUGAAUGCUGUGUUGAUGUCGGUGAUUCUAGAAACGAUGAGAGCUCAACGAAUAAUUGUGAGGGUAGUGGUGGACUACAAAAUGCGAAGAACCCUCGGCGAGCUAUUAUGGAGAGGUCUUUUGAGUUCGAUAGUUGCGAUGAGAGUGAUACAAUAAGUACAACGUCCUCGACACCAACCAUACCUUAUAGUGCUUUAAGCCGACAUCCUUUGUCGCAGCAGCAACAACAACAACAUCAACAAUCACAUCAGCUUCCCAUGAAAAAACUUCAUCCACAACAACAGCAGCAACAGCAGCAACAACAACAGUCCAAAGAGCACUAUUCACAUCACCAUCAGUCCCAGCACAAUCAAUCAAAAGGAUACCACCCCAAAGAGAGCAACACAACACUUCCACGAAUCGGGUUGCGUGGACUUGACAAUUCCACCUGCAACACCCUGGGAUCAGGUCCGAACAUCAACAACUGCAAUAGCAGCGUAUCAUUGCCUGGUCACAAUAAUGGUGGCAUUAUCAACAAUGGCAUUGCUUCAAAUUCGAUUUCGAUAUCAAAUAAUAAUUCGCAUUGUGCAACAGCGCCCACUGGCGGUGGUGGUGGCGGUAGUGGCAGUGGCAGUAGACCAUUAAGCAACGUAUUUAUGGAUUUGAAUUCCCCAACUGAACGACUGUCAACUUCCAAUAUGCUUAGCAGUGGCAGCGGAAAUCCGGCCAAUAGGGCGGGGAAUAUACGAGCCUUGAAAUCACCAAUAUUAAAUCGUAGGCGUUCCUCGUCAAUAGUAUCGAAUCUCUUGACAGCGGAUAUUGGCGGUUACCGGAAUACAGACGAAACUAUUUCCCGCAAUCAUUCUACAAUUCCACAUAGUAAUACAAGGGAACGGAUAUCACAUGUCAAAUCUCCCGUUAACGUUAAAGGAAAAAUUUCCUCCUCGAUGGCAGUUGAGUCGAGUGGAGGUGUAUUGACAUUCAAGCAAGCCAUGUCUGGGGCUGUUUCACCCCAAUAUACCGCUACAUCACCUUUGCAAAUGAUGGGUGGUGGUAUUGGUGGCGUUAGCGGCGUCGGAAACGGGUCAAACAAUGCAAUGACAUCCGUUUUGGAGGCAACAACAGAUGGCAGCAUAUCACCGUCUCCGUCAGCCAAUGUAAUCCGAGGCGACAGGGGUGAUUCUGGAGGAGGAAUUUUCUUUUGCGGCAGCUCGGCAACCAUAGCCCAAUUGGGUUGCAAACAAAAGCAACGUUUAAGGACUUCCAGCAUGCCAGCCGAGAGUAGAAAGCCACGUCUUGCCGAUACCAGACGUGCUGCCAUACAUUGCGCCGACUUGGAUUUGGAAUACUAUCGCCUACGAAGCUUUAGCAUUACAUCACAUGGUGUCUGCAAUUUAGGUGAUUCUCUAAGAAGCCGGAGAUCACGUUCAAUUAAUUCAGUAACAUCAACAGGUACUUCAAACAGUGGAAAGGAUCGUAACAACAGCAAUGCUUCAAGGACAUCUGGUGAUAUUAUAUUGGAACAGGACAAAAAAGACAUACAAGGAAAAAGUCAAAUUCCUGCCUAUAAAAUAGCAAUGUUGGGGGCUUCCGGUGUAGGCAAGACAGCUUUAACAUAUCAAUUUACUACAUCCGACUAUAUUUGUGCUUAUGACUUGAGUUUAGAUGAAGAUUACGGUCAAAAGACAGUGUCUGUCCUUGUUGAUGGAAUUGAAACGGACCUUGAAAUUAUCGAUCAUCCAGCAUGUGAAAUGUCGACAGAGGCAUUCUGUUCAACCUACAAUAUUGACUUGUUCGUUGUUGUAUAUUCUGUGGUCGAUAGGCCAUCAUUCAAAACAGCCGAAAAAGUGUUACACUAUUUGAAAGAAAGUGAAAUGCUUUUGACGCGUGGAGCAAUUCUUGUUGGCAAUAAAACGGAUCUGGAACGACAUCGAGAGGUUACGAGGCAAAAUGGUAGAAAAUUGGCAAAAGAAGUUGCCUGCAAGUUCAUUGAAACUUCUUCCGGUCUAGAUCACAAUGUCGAUGAACUCCUUGUCGGCGUUGUAGCUCAAGUCAAACUCAACCCCAAGCGUAUAUUAAAUCUCAGUGAAAAAGACCGCCAACGACUAAAUUUGCAAACAGCAAUUCAAAAGCACCGUCGCAUGCACAUUCAGCCUCGAAAAAUGGUUCGUCAAAUCAGCAUGUGUCAACAGGAACCAGAUGAAAACUCAUCUACCCCAGCAAAUCGAAAUAAAUUGGGACCAGUCCGAAAGACCAAUAAACGCACCCUAAAUCUCGAAAGCAUCCUCAAAAUGGGCGAAAGUGAAAUCGAAGAUGAGGACGAAGCAUGUCGCCUAAAAACAAAUCUGAGAAAUAAUCAAGACCAAUUCAAAAGCAUGACAAUCGGAAAAGGAAAUUCUGGUGAUAAUAUGGGGCCAAGUAGCUGCAAUUCAUCACCGAAAUCACGCAAUUCAUCGUACGAAUCGAGUUCUUUAUCUGGUGGUGGUGGCUGUGGCAGUGGUGGACGUAAGGAUUCAUGUCAUGUGGAGGCAAGUCUUUUGGAUGAUUGUAAUAAAAAGGCCGUUUCGAAGCUAACAAAUCGAACGAAAAUAUUUCUCUCGUCGGUGUUGAAAUUUAAAAAAGCCAUCAAUGUGAAAAGGAGGAGUUCGAGCAGUUGCAGUGAUUUGUUUGUCAUUUGAAUUGACAGGAUACAAUAAUGAAGGCGGGUGGGUGUGCGGUCGAAAUGAGAUUUGAAAAGGACAAUAAUGAAUCAAACAAUAUAAACAACAACUGUUAGGACUUUUAUUUAUAAAUCAGAUAGAUACACAUUUCCAUAUCAUGUGACAGAAAAGCGUAUGAGCUUAUUUUCUAUUUAUGUAAACUAAUACAAACAAACAAAAAGAAAUAUAAAAUUUUUCUAUCGGUAUACACUCUUUGUCAGGUUUCAGAUAGAAUAUUAUACAAAAUGUUUGAUAUAUUAUUUAUGAUUUUGUCCAUUUUAAGACUUUUUGAACUAUUUUUUUAGUAAUUUCUAUUUUGAAUGUGGCUUUUUAGCACACAAACAACAGUAUAAAAUAUAUAUUUUAAUUUUUAAAGUUGAGAGUGUGAAAACUGCUGAGCUGGCUAUACACUUAAUCUGAAAAAUAGGUUUUACAUUUAUACAUUAUUGAUUAUAUUGUAUGGACUUUGCCAAGAAAAUUUUUAGAUACGCCAUGAAGGUUCAUGUAGAAACAGAUAUAGAUACACAAAAAAUGUCAAAAAAGGUUUUAAAUCAUCUUUUAUACGAAAAUGUAUUUAAAUUAGGGUUAAACAACUCAUCUGUCUAGCAUACAUUUAUUUUUGAUCGCCAAAACUUCCUUUCUUUUUUUCUUGAUACAUUUUACUUAAGGUAU